This is a messenger RNA of Neohortaea acidophila, 1239 nucleotides long. Its product is annotated as NAD dependent epimerase/dehydratase family protein. The coding region runs from base 1 to 1239 and encodes 412 amino acids. The record is from RefSeq and is a predicted model, not a curated record. The transcript has 2 exons. NCBI's taxonomy places the organism in Eukaryota, Fungi, Ascomycota, Dothideomycetes, Mycosphaerellales, Teratosphaeriaceae.
AUGCCUACCGCGCUUGUCACCGGUGCCACGGGUAUCCUUGGUCGUGAAAUCGUCCUCGCUCUCGGGCGGGAUAGUCAGACCUGGUCUACAGUAUGGGCGCUCUCUCGAUCCAAAAAAGGCCAAUGGCCUAGCAAUGUGCAGUCGAAACAACUCGACCUGCAAGCAUCCGCCGAGGACAUGGCGAAGGAACUGGGCGACGCGCAGCCCGAGUACAUCUUCUUUACCGCCUAUCUUGAGCAAGAUUCAGAAGAGAAGGCUACGCAAGUCAAUGGCGCCAUGCUGGAGAACUUCCUCAACGCCCUCGAGAUCACCGGUGCUAGCAAGAAGGUCAAGCGUGUCAUCCUCACCACUGGUGCCAAACAGUACGGCGUUCACUUGGGCACCUCGAAAAUGCCAAUGGAGGAGUCGGACGCCCGGCUCGCCGAUCCCGACCGCCCUCCAAACUUCUACUACAAGCAGCAAGACAUAUUAAGGGAGAAGGGUGAGAAGCAAGGCUGGGACUGGGUGGUUACCUAUCCCAAUGAAGUGGUAGGCGUGGCCAAGGGCAACUUCAUGAAUCUCGCCACCACUCUCGGCAUCUACUGCGCCAUCACCAAAGAGCUGGGCGAGGAUCUGAUGUGGCCCGGGAGUCCCGACUUCUACUCUUCGUUCCUCUGCUACACCUCUUCCAAGCUCCACGCCGCUUUCAAUUUGUGGGCCGCGCUGGAAGAUACGCCGGCAGUGAGCAAUCAGGCUUUCAAUGUGAUCAACGGCGAUGUCGAAAGCUGGCAGAACAUGUGGCCCAAACUUGCGAAGAAAUAUGGAUUGCGAGUGCCAGAGAAAAUGUUCACGAAAGACGAGGAGCAGGGCAAAUUCGACGAGGAUGGGGCAGGCUCUGUCAUGAAACUGAUGGAGCGUCCACCUCUUGCGGAGUUCGCUGCUCAAAACGGGUUAAAGGGCUCGAAAUGGGCCAAGCAGUCGCAAGUGGAAGCGAAGAUUAACAUGAUGAAGUGGUCGCAGCGGAAGGACGUGCGAGCGGCGUGGGACCGACUGGCCGAGUCCAAGGGGCUGGAGCAUGAGUCGUUCGAGAAGGCUCCGUGGUGGUUCUUGUGGUUCGUCCUCGGCCGCAAUUACCAUGUCGUUCUGUCCAUGUCGAAAGCGCGAAAGGCGGGCUGGACGGGGUAUCAGGAUACAUGGGACAGCAUCUCGGAGACGCUGGACGAGCUGGUGGCGGAGAAGGUGUUGCCCAAGUUCCCGUGA